This is a messenger RNA of Anopheles coluzzii, 4216 nucleotides long. RefSeq lists its product as uncharacterized. Bases 1184 to 3823 code for a protein of 879 amino acids. NCBI's taxonomy places the organism in Eukaryota, Metazoa, Arthropoda, Insecta, Diptera, Culicidae. The transcript is spliced from 7 exons. The record is from RefSeq and is a predicted model, not a curated record.
UCGUCGUCGUCAUCGUUGCGGACCCCGGUUGCUCCGGUAACGGAAAACUGCAAACAGACUCGAGGAUUUGCGCCAGCCCUAGCAGCAAUAGCAGCAGUGUGGGUUGUGUUCUGUUUUUUCCCCUGUUUUUUGGGACGGAAAAUCGUAUUCAAAACUUCCUCACCUGGGGAGAGGGCAGUAUAUCGUGCACUUUUAUUACAGUUCCGCGUGUUUGUGCGUGUGUGUGUGUGAUCCUUCGUGUGGUACAAAAACAGUGGUGGUGUGUGCUCCAACCUAAUAGUCCCUGUAGGUACAGGAGACAGGAGACAGGCUAGAGGUUGCGAUAGUGUUGUCCCUGUUUCGCCCCCUCCCCCGCAAAUUGCCGGGGUCUAGUGCCGUUCAUUUCGGAAGGACCCUUUGGUUUCCCCUCGGGCGAACCUGUGGCCGAAAGUAUUAAACACCGAUACACGCCCGAACGGAGUGGAGGAGCCAUUCGGCCGUGCGGUAAAGUGUUAGGGAUUUAGAGUAGGCGCUGGAUUGCUGUAACCCACCACCCAGCGGUGUAGGUGCCGGUGGAAGGGACCUGUGGUGUUGGUGCUGGUGUUGGUCCUAAGAGCUGGACUCAGAACCCUGCGACGGGUUUGAUCCGCAGUCAAGCAAUCAGUCGGUGACCGAAGGUCUACCAGUGCCUACACGGGCCAGUGCGUGUACAGUUCCAGCCCUUCCAGCCGUACGGGAACACUUACACACAUCAACCAGCAGAGCGCUAGAACCCAACAGUUCACGGACAGUACAGGUUGUGCAAUGAGUUGUUGUGUCGUCCGGUGUGAGAUCUGAAGAACAUCUUCACCAUACCCGUUUAUUGUCAAGUGUGUAUGUGUAUGUGACAUUACCUGUGGCUUGCUAGCUACGAACAAGAUCUUCCAGUUUUUUUUACCGUCAACAAGAUCGCCAGCAAGACAGAGAGUGCGUGUUUGCGAGCCCGUGUCGUAGCUCAACGUCGGGUAACGGAAGUUAAGCCAGUUUUGGUGCUAAGCCAGCUGUGUUGCGGUUCAAAGAGAAACAGUUGUGAACGCAGAAACAGUUCUAGCGCAGUGCCCAGAAGCAGAAGACCAGCGACCGUGGUGUCUACCGUUAGGUCCAUGUCACGGUGAUGUGAUUACUGCAAGGACGGAGUGCGAUCAGUGCAACCCGAAACGGAACCAUGGCACCCCAAAACUCGACCCUGAUUCACAACGACUCGACGGCCGGAUCGGCCUCGGCGGUGGCCACCUCGGCGGAAGAGCUGAGCAACUUUAGCCCUAUCCUACCGCCCCGCAACCAUCAUCACCAUCACCGGCACCACCAUCAUCAUCACCACCAUCACCACCAUCAUCGUUCGAGCAGCCAGCGCCAAAAUGAACCAUCCACCCAGCUGGAGGAUAGUGAAGCCGGUCUCCCGUUUGCCAGCAGCACUCUGGACGGUGACGACGGUACGGGAGGAGAGGCACAGCCGGCACGUGGCACGAAAUCAACCACCAACACUAGCGACGACGCAGCUGGGGCCAAAUGCACAAACACCAACACAAUCGCCAAACCAUCGUCCUCGUCGGGAAACGUUGCAUCCACUUCGCGGGGUGGUAGCUUCCGAGCGGACGUUGUGACGGCGGACCGGGAGCUGCAAUCGCUGCCGGUUGGAUGGGCAGGAUGCGGCACGACGCUACCGGAACCCCGUGCCUGCGGCACCGGCCGUGGUACGGUGAAGCGAGAACUGCUCAACUCCAUACCCUACCACAGCCAUACACACGUCCCCAACCCAAUCCACACCGAAAGCCCCGACUCGGACGGCAACGGAACGGACGAUACGGACGAUGCGUACGACGCCAUCACACCGGAACCACCGAGGCCGGCCACCAGCACUACUCCUGCACCAUCGACCGAGCCGGAAUCCGAACCUACCACCGCCACCACCACCACCCCGUCCGCCGACAUCGAAAUACCGAUCUGGAUCCGGGGCGAGGCACGGUUCGUGUCCGGCAUCAACGCUACGACCACGUGCAGCAACAUUAUCCGGGCACUGAUCGACGACGAAAUCCAGAACGGAAACUACGGACCGGAAGAUGUCGCAGUGUCGCGUGACGUGAGCGAUUACGUGAUAAUAGAACGAUGGCGUGAGGUCGAGCAGGUCCUGACCGGCGACACACGCAUCCUUUCGAUCUGGAACGCGUGGGGCGACGCCAAAAACGAGGUGCAGUUCCGUUUGAAGAUAAACAAAACUAACCUGGAAAAGGGCGCUGCCGGUGGCAAGGAGAACAAAUCGAAAAAGCAGAAGGAAAAGAUCGGACUGAUCAAUCGCAUGAUGCGCAAGGUACUGAAGCAGGGCGAAGCCAUCCAGAACCAUCUGUCCCAGAUCAGCCAAAAGUCGACGGAGAAGCGACAGCAGGAAAAGUUCCGCAAGUAUGUGCGCAAAAACUGUGGCAAGCAUCUGAUUAUGGAGAACUUCCUGCACGAUGCGGCCACCAACAAUCUGUCCGACCUGUCGGUGGACGGGGAGCCGCUGGUUGUGAGCGAGCGGGAAGUGAAAGAUGCCAAAGUGCGCCGCAGUACGUUCCCGGGCAAGUUGCUGUUUUCCGCCCGGAAAUCAUCGUCAGCUGGAGCUGCUGCCGGUGGUGGUAAGGAAAGGCCAGGGGCCCGAGUGCUGAAGAACGUGCUGUUUGAGUCGUCCGACCAGCUGGCCGAUGGUGGGAAAGCAAACGAAGACGAGCUGCUGCUGGUGAUUGAUCACACUUCCGACAGCGACAGUGGCAUCUUCACCAACAACCACGCGCUGAGUCGCCGGGACACGCUGCCCAAGCGGCCCAACUUUGGCUCGAUGGUGGAGAUCGAUCGGUACGCAAAGGACUCGGACGAGCUUGCUACCGAGCUGGGUGGAAAGGAGGAGCACGAGCUGCUGGAGGGUUCGGGCGACAGUGCGAAACGACAGCAGAAGUACCACCGGUCGAAGCGUCGGUACGACUCGCUGCGCUGUCACCAUCAGCACAGAAAACCAUCAUCGGCCGAGCUGGAGUACACACUGUCGGAGGACGACGGAGUGGCGUCUACCAGCGGUGGCCGACGAUCGGCCGAUCGGGACCAGGAGCUGGUGGAGCUGGUAGGCGAGCAGGACGAAGAGGACGAUGUGGUGGAAGAGGAGGACUUUACGCCGCCGGUCGAUGACUUCGAGUCGGACGACCAGUGCGAGCUGCGCAAGGGCACGUUCAAUAGGACCUCGUUCCGGUUCGAUCUGAUCCGGCAGGAGAUCGCGACCAAGAUGGCGGAGAUGCAGCAUCUGCUCGAGCAGGAGGAGGAGCUGCUCCGCCGGCUGAAGCUGAAGAGUGCCAAAUUCCAUGCCGAGAAUCAAAUCUACCGCUCGCACAUCGGGCUGGACUUCCACGUCGAGCGGCUGCAGCAGUCGAUCGACCGGUGUGCCAAGGAGAUUAUCGAAAUCGAGCAGCAGCUGCUCGAAACGAAGAUGGAGAUCGAGGAGAAGUCACCGCUGAUCGAUAAUCUGCGCGCCCUGCUGGAGGCACAGGAAGCGGGCCAGUGCUAUCGGCGGCCGGCCGGCAAACAGAGCGGCGCAGGGCAGGAGCAGCAGCAGCAGCAACAGCAGCGAUACGGCAUGACGAAACACUUCCGAACUGGAUCGGUCGAGGAGGGUGAAGCGCUCAGUGCGGACACCUGCUUUACCCAUGCACCGUCGGCCGGAUCGCGCCACAGUUUGGCACCGAGGCGCAAAUCAUCGAACCCUCCGUCCGCCAACGAGUCGGUCGAGUUUGUGGACAAUAUUUACGAGUUUUGUGAUAAUAAUCAGAGCUUUGUCGUGUGAGAAGCGAACGGCAAACGAACUGGGCCAACUUGUUACUAGGUUUAGUACACGAUCGACGAUAGUGCGCGUAGUAAGCUUCUUCGACUGCUACUAGAUAAAGGGCGAAAGACGUGAGCAGAAGGCUCUCUUCUGGAGGAUACACCCGCAAAUAAUUGCACUAAAGAGAAACGCUUACGGGGAGGGAGAAACGAACGAAAAACACGCGAGACCUUAUUUAAACAACGAAACGUUACGAAUAUACAUACAUAUAUUUUUAUCUGUUAUAGGAUGCCCGUACCAAUGCCUCCGUCCCACUGUGAAAGCGUGCGUUAUAUUAAAUAAAAAUAUAUAUAUUUACCCCCAUGCAAGUAACCAGAACUAGGUGCUGGGAUAUGUAAGCAUGCAACUGUUUGA